Molecule: messenger RNA, 3553 nt
Organism: Oncorhynchus tshawytscha (Chinook salmon)
Lineage: Eukaryota; Metazoa; Chordata; Actinopteri; Salmoniformes; Salmonidae
Product: ankyrin repeat domain-containing protein 6
Exons: 16
Coding region: 601-3051 (816 amino acids)
Biological process (GO): regulation of gene expression
Cellular component (GO): nucleus
Molecular function (GO): protein binding
Source: RefSeq, a predicted model, not a curated record
ACUGGCCAGUUGCUGUCCACAGGCUGGUUGACGCGGACUGGACUGUGUCUCUUUCCAAACAGUUGAAUCUUAUCAGCGCUCCUUCAUUUCACCUCAUUAACAGAGGCUGUCACGAGCUAUUGAUAUGUAAAUUGGACUGAACGGGCGGUUGUGUCAAGACAUACUCGGACCGAGUUUACUUGGGACUCAGUGCGCCUCUCUGCGGACCCUAUGUUUUUACUCUCUGCCUGGAUAAACGGAGCCAUCGACGUCGCCUCAAGUUUCUUGUUACCUUUAAACACCCCGCACACACCCCGCACCGCGUCUCGUGCUUGGAAUUGGGUUUAUCUCCAAAGGAUUUGUAAUCGGACCGAGAGUUCGUCUGGGGAAUUACGCGGGGAACAUUUUGGCACUGAGGAUGACAUGAGGCAGCCAACCUGGGAGUGUCCAGAGGUCCAAGCCCUCUCUUCUCUCCUCUUCUCCUCUCUUUCUGCCCACUACCCCUGUGUGUGUCGGUGAUGAGUUAGUGUGGGUGUGGGUGUCAGCCCCCCACCCCACCCCACCCCACCCUCUCCUUGGAGCACCGCGUCUUGGAGACAGUGCUUCACUUACCCUGCUUACAUGAGCCAGCAGGAUGAGGCUGCGGUCCUCGCACUGUCCGAGCGCCUCCUCGUAGCCUCCCACAAGGGCCAGGCUGACAAUGUGGUCCAGCUCAUCAACAAGGGCGCCAAAGUAGCUGUCACCAAGUACGGCAGAAGUCCCCUGCACCUCGCUUCCUACAAGGGCCACAUCGAGGUUCUGCGCAUUCUGCUGAAGGCCGGCUGCGAUCUUGACAUCCAGGACGACGGUGAGCAGACAGCCUUACAUCGGGCAGCCGUGGUGGGAAACAGUGACGUUAUCUCUGCCCUCAUCCAGGAAGGGUGUGCUCUGGACAGACAGGACAAGGACGGUAACACUGCUCUGCAUGAGGUCUCGUGGCACGGCUUCAGCCAGUCUGUCAAACUGCUGGUUAAGGCCGGAGCCAACGUUCACGCAAAAAACAAGGCAGGGAACACAGCCCUCCACCUUGCUUGUCAGAAUGGCCACGCUCAGAGCUCCAAGGUCCUGCUGCUGGGUGGGUCCAGGCCUGACAGCAAGAACCAUGUAGGUGACACUUGUCUGCAUGUAGCGGCCCGCUACAACCAUGUGUCCAUGCUCCGCAUCCUCCUGGGAGCAUUCUGCUCCGUGGCAGAGAAGAACCAGGCUGGGGACACACCACUGCAUGUUGCAGCUGCGCUGAAUCAUAAGAAAACAGUGCGGCUUCUGCUGGAGGCAGGAACAGACAGCAGCAUCCGCAACAACGCAGGCCAGACUGCACUGGACCAGGCCAGAGAACACAACAACCCAGACGUAGCCCUUCUCCUGACCAAAGCGCCUCAGGUCCAGAGGUUUACCCGAGGCAGGAGUGUGAGGAAGAGGAGGGACAAGCUGAAGGCUGAUCGCCGAGCACAGUCUGUCCCCAGGGAUGACAUGCUGCCCAGGAAGGACAGCGCAUCUGCUGCUGACGACACCCCUAGCAGCGACCGCGUCGCCCACAAACAUGAGGUGAUUGAGGCGAGCAAGAGCACAGACAGGGAGCUCAGAGAGAAGGUGAAAUAUGCCAUUAAUAUUAAACACGUGGAACAUGUGAUGAGCUGUGCUGUCGUGCCAUUGCAGCCAUCGCUCUCAGAACCCCUCCGUCGUAGAGAGAACAAACAUGGAGAGAAGAGGCGGGGCAAACUGCGAAGCUCCUCCCCCCAGCCCCCACUCCCCCCACACAACUACAAGGCCUAUCAGCUGUACACUCUGUACCGAGGCAAGGAUGGCAAGGUCAUGCAGGCCCCUAUCAACGGCUGUCGCUGUGAGCCUCUGAUCAACAAGCUGGAGAACCAGCUGGAGGCCACCAAGGAGGAGAUGAAGACAGAGAUCCACACGGUGCAGGACCUGAUGAACAACAAGAUGGGACAGCUGGACCGCAAGAACAAACAUCAGAUCCGUGCUCUGGAUAAGAUGACAGUAGAGAGGGUGUCAGCAGAGAGGACGGAGUGCCAACACAGGAUCAACCAGAGAGCCAUGCAGGAAAGACAGGAGGGGGAAAAGAGACAGCAGGCAUCAGUGGUGAACGAGCUGAAGAACUGGUGCAUGGCCAAGCUCCAGAACAUCGAGGUGCGCUUAGCAGGAGACCCCUGCAACACCAAGCUGCGCCGGUCCUCGUCCAUGUCUGAGGGCCUGUGUGAGGUGGACCCUGGGGGCCUCACCGUGCUGCCUGCUGGGGGGCCUGGGGACAGCGCCCAGUGUCUGGCCCCCCACAUCACUGACGUCAUCGAGGGAGACCGCAACACCGCCGCCACAGAGGACCCCUCAGCCAACCACUGCUUUGCUGUUCAGGUGGACAGCUCUCCAGACAGUGAUAAACAUCCCAAGCAAGCGGAGAUCUCCUCCCCAACUACUGCCAAGUUCCUGUCACAGUCUCCCCAAGUAGUGCGACCCAAGGAGCGCUUGCUAGGUGCUACUGAACACCGGAGGCCGUAUCAGGAACUGCAGGACGUGGCGCUGCUGGAUUUGGGACCGAGCAGCAGGAGCAGCAGAAGCAACAACAACCGGGCCAGCAGUCUGUCCCCAGCGACAGAGCGCCACUGCAGCAGCAGACAGGACAAGGACCGCAACAGGGAAAGGGACCGGGAGCGGGGCAGGGACAAGGGCAAGCACCACAAGAGGCACUCCCAGGGCAGGACUAAGGCCAAGGGGGCCACGGUGGGGCAGGCCGAGGGGACUCAGACUCUGGAGGUGUUUGAGAAAAAAGCCGUGGAGAGAGACGGGGGGGAGAGCUCCUUUGCCCAGGAAAGGGAGAACAUGCACGCCCUGGAGGUGACACAGUACUUCUUUGAGGCGGUGUCGACCCAGAUGGAACACUGGUAUGAGAGGAAGAUCCAGGAGGCCAGGUGGCAGGCGGACCAGAGGGCCCAGGCAGACAGGGCUGCCCUGCUGGAGAGGAUCACCUACCUGGAGGACGAGCUACGCAUGCUCAGGACUAACAGGCACGACGACAGCUAACACAGACAUACCACUACAGAGUUUAAAGCAGUGGAGGCUGCUGAGGGGAGGACGGGAUGGCUCAUAAUAAUGGCUGGAAUAGAGCGAAUGGAAUGGUAUACUUAUUCCACUCCAUUACCACAAGCCCUCCCCAAUUAAGGUGCCACCAACUUCCUGUGGUUUAGAGUUACACCUUCAGAAUGGCAAAAACCAUCUGAGGUCAUUACAGAUGGCAACCUGGAUCUAGUGGAUCCACUAGUAGACUUGACCAUAAAUUGGCCAUACAUUUGUCAUUGACCAUGCACAUUCUCUACAGAAUUUCAUACUUAUAUCUAAUAAUGUCAUGCAACAGUAGAAAAUAAUCCAUUUGUAAUGGUGACUUAUAAAUGAGAAAUGUUAUGGCAUGCCAGACAAUUCAGUAUAAUGUUGUCUUGUUAAUCAUGUGUUUUGUUGUAUACACCUGGGCAGCUCCUGUGUAUUGUGCUUUGUAAAACCCCCAGUAAAUGUACUGCUGGUUACAAUG